AUGACAUCCGCAGCCAUCACCGCGGAGGACCUCCCCGGCCUCCUCGCCAACGACAUCAAGGUCAAGGUCGCCGGCAUCGACUGCGACGGCAUCCUGCGCGGCAAGGUGAUGUCCACGGAGAAGUUCUUGGGGAUCGCGCAGAAGGGCUUCGGGUUCAGCUCCGCCGUGUUCGGGUGGGACAUGCAGGACGUGCUGUACACGACGGAGGCGAAGAUCGCGCCCGCGGACUCGGGCUACGUCGACUUCAUUGCCAUCCCGGACCUGCACUCCUUCCGGCGCAUCCCGUGGGAGGACAACAUCCCGUUCUUCCUCGUGCGCUUCGUCCAGAACGACCAGCCCGUCUCGGCCGACGGGCGCAGCAUGCUCCGGGCGGUAUGCGAUCGCCUCGCCGCGGAAAACUGCCAGGCGAUGGCCGGAGAGACAGUGGAGCUAGAGUUUAUGAACUUCCAGACCCCCUCCGAGGACGGGUACGGGGCGAACGGCUCCCAGAUCCGCGACAUCGCCGCCUUCCUCGAUAAGAAUGCCCCCGGGGCGCUGCGCCCGCUCACGCAGGGGAGCUUCUCCUACAGCGCCACCAGGCCGGUAGCGUACAAGAAAUACUUCUACGAUAUCUUCGACACCAGUGCACAGUUCAACUGCGGGAUCGAGGGCUGGCACACGGAAGGUGGACCGGGCGUAUACGAAGCAGCGCUUAAGGUAUCCCCCGCCAGCGAGAUGGCAGAUAAGGUGUCUCUAUUCAAACUCCUGGCUAAAUCCGUCGGCCUCGAGCACGGCAUCACGCCGUGCUUCAUGGCGAAGCCGAUGCAAGGCCAACCGGGGAGCUCGGGCCACAUCCACAUCUCGCUGUGCGAUCUGGCAGGCCGGAACCUGUUCGCGCGCGGGACCGAGACCGAGACGCCGACCCCGGACCCCGCCGCCCCCUGGGCCGAUGCCGCCGGCCUGUCGGCGCUGGGCCGGCACUUCCUGGCCGGCCUGCUGGAGGCGCUGCCGGACCUGAUGCCGCUGUUCGCGCCGACGGUCAACUCGUACAAGCGGCUGGUCGAGAACUUCUGGGCGCCCGUCCACGUCAGCUGGGGGCUGGAGGACCGCAUGGCGUCGAUCCGGCUCGUCGCGCCGCCCGUCUGCAAGCCCGCCGCCACGCGCUUCGAGGUCCGCAUCCCCGGCGCCGACCUGCACCCGCACUACGCGCUCGCCGCCCUCCUCGCCGCCGGCUGGCGCGGCGUCCAGCACAAGCGCGAGAUCCCCGUCCCGCCCGUCGCCGCCAUGAAGGCCGCCAACACCCGGCCCGCCCGCCUCCCCAAUACCCUCGAGGAGGCGCUGCGGCGCUUCCACGCCCCCGACAGCAUCGCGCGCGAGAUCCUGGCCCCCGAGUUUGUGGAUUUCUUCACCGCCACGCGCGAGCAUGAGCUGCGCGUGUGGCGCGAGGCCGUUACGGAUUGGGAGUUCAAGCGGUAUAUCGAGACGGUAUAG
This is a messenger RNA of Aspergillus aculeatinus CBS 121060, 1470 nucleotides long. Its product is annotated as glutamine synthetase family protein. The transcript has 5 exons. Lineage: Eukaryota; Fungi; Ascomycota; Eurotiomycetes; Eurotiales; Aspergillaceae. The coding region runs from base 1 to 1470 and encodes 489 amino acids. Gene Ontology annotation, molecular function: glutamine synthetase activity. The record is from RefSeq and is a predicted model, not a curated record.